AUGACGGUUUUCCGGAAACUGUUGCUUCCGAUUUUGAUUGUUUUGUUUUGCUUUUCGUUUUUGUUUAUUUUUGUAGAGAAUAAUCAGAAGCUGACGUUUGAAUUUUCAUCAAGCAUACGGCUUGAAAAGUAUUUCCCAUCACUGCCGAAAACCGAUGAAAAUAACCCAAAAGCUGAAUCCGCAGCUGAAGAUUUAUCAAAAUCAAAUGACUUAAAAAAUCAAAUAAACGUCGAGCGCCCGGUUUUAUCAAAAUUAACGGGCGCCUGUGCGCUCGACAGAGAAGUGCAGUCCGAUGUUGGGAAGACAAUUGAGCCAAAGUACAAGCUCGAUCCGACGAGAUUUCUAGCCGUGGCUGGUUCAAGAGGGCCGAACAAUCAAAUUGUGUCGAUUCGAGACUCGAUCUAUCUAGCCGUCGCUCUGAACAGGACGCUGAUAAUUCCGCCCUGGUUCAAACACGAUCGUGGCGAUCCAACUUCCAAUGGUUCAACCACGGCGAUCGUUCCUUUUCAUCAAAGAAUGGACAUGUCAAAAAUCAAAUCGCUCAUUUCGGUCAUUGAACCCGAAGACGCGCAACAAGCUUGUGGCGAAGAUGGAUUCGACAUAAUCUAUAGACUUCAAACGAUUUGCCAAAAAGAGAAUUACCCGCGCGUCCAGGCGAUCGAGGAGUACUACAAUUUUACCUCUUCUUCUUCCCUCAAUCUCACUUAUUACUGCCAAAACUGGAAGAAACAACAACUCGCUCCCUUUGAAACCUUUCCUCCUCCAGACGAGCUGAAAUCCUAUAAAGCAGGAAAUUUCCUUCAAGUGGCCAGUUUGGCCGACGCUCGAAAGAAACUCAGCAGUGAUCACAAAUGUCCAGUGGCGAGCUAUCCUUACAAAUGCACGCCGAUAAUGAGACAGUGGCACAAACCAGAAGCGGAUGAUGGCGAAUUGUCAAAGGCGAUUUUUGAACAUACUCAAAGACCGGAACAUCUGGAGAUCUUCGUCGACUCCUUCGUCCGAAAGUACUCGCCAGACAAGAAAUUCCUCUCGAUCCACUGGAGAUACGACGAAAAAGACUGGAAAAACGAGCAGUGCAAGGCAAUCCAAUACAAACUGAUCUGCGACAACUUUGAUCUUCUUUCUGAUUCCAAAGCGAUCGCGGAUUUUCUCGGGAAACAUUUGGACAAAAUUGGCGGAGAAGAAGUUUUCGACUUUAUUUAUAUUGCUACUCCACCUUCCGAAAUGGAGCUGAUCCACGGCGUCCAGCGAGAAUUCGAAAAUCAAGGAAGACUCAAAAUCGUCACUCAAAUGCAGCUCAUCGACGCGCUUGCGGAGAACUACGCUAACUGCGGCGAAAAAUACGAAGACCUUCGAUUUGAAAUCUUGUCGCUCGCGGAAAUGGAGAUCUCCAUCACGGCUUCAACUUACUAUCUUUCUUAUGGCUCGAGUUGGUCUUUCAACGUCGCGAUUGAAAGAUCUGUGAUGGGGCGAGGAGAAACUAUUUCGAACACGGAGAUUUUCUCCGAUUUGAAAGAAGGAAAGAAACUCUAA
This is a messenger RNA of Oikopleura dioica, 1533 nucleotides long. NCBI's taxonomy places the organism in Eukaryota, Metazoa, Chordata, Appendicularia, Copelata, Oikopleuridae. The record is from the annotation of a GenBank genome assembly.